AUGUUCAUUAACAAGACAUGAUUCACAAACAUUAACAUGAUGUUUAAAACAAAAUAAAGUGGACACUUGGCGUUGUGGACAUUUGCAAAGGCCCAUUAUUUAGUUGAAGAAAAAAGAAAAAAGAUACAUAAUUUAGAACCUACUUGAUUGAUGCGUUGUUGUUGGAUCGAAAUGAGUAUUUAUUGGAUUGAUAAUAAACCAAUGAGAAUACUUGAUAGAAAAUUUUAAGAAAAAAAAAUUAUAAAAGUUAUUAAAUUUUAUUUUUAAAAUAAUUUUUAACAAUAAAAAAAGAUCCAAUCGUAUAAAAUCAUCAAUAAAAGUCGAUGACUCAUCGUAAGUAACAACGACAGAUUAACACGUCGAUAUAUCUAUCUACGAUUGGUCUUAGUUCUUCAAUAAAUUAUCAACGUUUUUAAAGUUCAAACGUUGCUCAAGAAGCCAAAAUUCAAAUGGCAUUGGAAAUAACUCGUUUUUGGUUAAAAGAAGUAUGCAUUAAACGUUGGUAUAUAUUUCCAUUUAUUGCUUAUUCAAUAUUCGUUCAUAAACAUGAAAAUCUUCGACAAGAUUAUUUUCGUAAUCGAAGCCAAUUAGUUGGUGGAAUGAAAGAACCCAACUGGUAA
Molecule: messenger RNA, 620 nt
Organism: Rotaria sp. Silwood2
Lineage: Eukaryota; Metazoa; Rotifera; Eurotatoria; Philodinida; Philodinidae
Source: the annotation of a GenBank genome assembly